ACGCAGUCGCGGCCCCUUCCCCGCCCUUUCUCUUCCCGGUUUUCCUCUCAGCUGCGGGGGCCCGGCCAGUGGCAGCUUCCGGUAGGAGCGCCGCGAAGCGCGACCCGGUGUCUGCUCGCUGUCAUGUCCUACGGUCCUUUGGACAUGUAUCGGAACCCCGGGCCCUCGGGGCCCCAGCCCCGGGACUUCAACAGCAUCAUCCAGACGUGCAGCGGCAACAUCCAGCGGAUCAGCCAAGCCACUGCUCAGAUAAAGAAUUUGAUGAGCCAACUUGGAACUAAGCAGGACUCAAGCAAGCUCCAGGAAAAUUUGCAACAGUUACAACACUCCACAAAUCAGCUUGCCAAGGAAACAAAUGAGUUGCUAAAGGAAUUAGGGUCCUUGCCCCUGCCUUUGUCUGCAUCAGAACAGCGCCAACAGAAACUUCAGAAGGAACGCCUCAUGAAUGACUUCUCGUCAGCCUUAAACAAUUUCCAGGUUGUGCAGAGAAGGGUAUCUGAGAAGGAAAAAGAAAGUAUCGCCAGAGCAAGGGCUGGAUCUCGUCUUUCUGCAGAAGACAGGCAAAGAGAAGAGCAGCUCGUCUCAUUUGACAGCCAUGAGGAAUGGAACCAGAUGCAGAGACAGGAGGAUGAGGCGCCCAUCACUGAGCAAGACCUGGAACUUAUUAAAGAGAGGGAAACAGCGAUCCGGCAGCUGGAGGCUGACAUAUUGGAUGUCAAUCAGAUAUUUAAAGAUUUAGCUAUGAUGAUCCAUGACCAAGGUGAUCUGAUUGAUAGCAUAGAAGCCAAUGUGGAAAGCUCAGAGGUGCAUGUGGAGAGAGCCACUGAUCAGCUACAAAGAGCUGCUUACUAUCAGAAAAAAUCUCGCAAGAAGAUGUGUAUCCUCGUGCUUGUCCUGUCAGUGAUUAUUACAGUCUUGGUAGUUGUUAUCUGGGUUGCUUCUAAAUGAAGUGUGGCUGCCUCAGAGCCUUCUCCUGCUGAGUUGUUUUCGAGGGCAAGUGCUUGAUGGAGUUGCCAGAACAAACUGACCACAGAAGAGAGCCUGUACCAGAGUGUCCUGUGAUUAUUUAGCUAGAAACUAACUACUAACUAGUCCUUGGAAUUAGUGACCAUGGAGACAGUAUUUAUCAAUUUAUGCAUACAUUCUAUUGAUUUCUCAAUAAGGAAUUAACUUAUGUGUAUUUUCCUUUCCCUUGUAUUUUGAUUGCCCUUUAUCUCAAGUGUUUAUUGACAGUUCCAUUGUGGAUAUUCUUUUUGACAGUGACACUACAGUCUCAUAAUAUUGUCUUUUUGUAUAUACACAAACUUUACCUUUCUAUGAGUAGCUAAGAUAAAUUUCCUUCUGGGGCCAGCCUGUUGGAGUCCAAGAAACUGUACAAUAUGCCAGCAAUUUUUGUUAUUUUGAUUUGAGUUUCUGAGGAGUCUCUUCUCUGUUUUGGGGAGUAAGAACCCUGCACCUGUGACUUCAGAUGAAGUGAGAACAACCUGCCAGAGUGGGCCCGUCGUCAGGGCGUGUGGAGGUCUGGGUUCAAGUUCAAUUGACUUUUUGUCUGCUGGCGUCGUUUACAGAGUCCAUCCUCACACACUAAGCCAUCCCACUCCUGGUUUAAAAGAGGUUUGUCUGCGUAGAAAUGAACUAGGCACAGCAUGAUUUUGGAAAGCAAAUAGGAAUUGUUUGGAAUGUGUCCAUCCUGUUCACUUGUGGCUUACAUUCUGGUGAAUGAUAAAUGUUGCUGUCAAAAGCUGUUCCCGACCCUUAAAAGGGUUGCCUGGGUUUGAUGGCAAGACUUAAACAUUUAGACUGAAGUGGUGUUUAAAGUUUAGGGUCUGUGAACCUACUGAUAAAGCGAAGAGAAGGUUCUUGUUUGUAUAUAAUAUUGAUUUAGUGAUGUUAGACUUACCUAAUUUAUGAACAAGAGAGCAAACUCUGUAGUUUUAGACAAAAACAGUUUUAAUAAAAGGUUGCUGUCUUGUAAUAUAAAUGUUGUCCACUGCCCUUUUUCACAGGCCUAGAACAGGUAGAGAGCAUGUAAUUGGUUUAGGCUCUCAGAUAAAUGUGAAUUGAGGCUGAAAAUGUCAGCUCAUCCUUCACUGAGUUAGAGGAUUUGGCUACUGUAGGUGUAUUUAUGUUUGUUUCUUCUAUUCCUCUUAGUGUUACUUAAUCUUGUUCUACACUGAUGUGAUCAGUAGGGAAAGAAGGGCCCAAAUGCCUAAGUUUCUUUGCACUUUUGCACCAUCCCACCUGCUUAAUACCAAUAAACAUUUAACAGCA
Molecule: messenger RNA, 2271 nt
Organism: Psammomys obesus (fat sand rat)
Lineage: Eukaryota; Metazoa; Chordata; Mammalia; Rodentia; Muridae
Gene: Stx12
Product: syntaxin 12
Exons: 9
Coding region: 124-948 (274 amino acids)
Biological process (GO): vesicle fusion; intracellular protein transport; vesicle-mediated transport
Cellular component (GO): SNARE complex; endomembrane system; synaptic vesicle membrane
Molecular function (GO): SNARE binding; SNAP receptor activity
Source: RefSeq, a predicted model, not a curated record